GUCGUCGGAGAUCGUUACCGUGCCCGCGCGCGCGCUCUUCGGCGCAGUGGAGUUCUCGUCUUCGGCCAAGCUCGCUGCUGCCGCCGCCUGCUCGUCCUCGCGGUGCUUCGAACCGCGGUUCCUACUUGUCAACUGUGAACCUCUCUUCUUCUCCCCCACCGAGUUCCCUUCGUCGCUGCUCGUUGUUUCUAGCGGACCCGUUCUUCUCCCUUAAUUUUUUAAAGUUACUUUUGCUUCCGCCUUCUGAGGUCAGUGCCGGGAGCAGCAUCCGCCAGCAUCGUUGCUUGAAUUUCGCCUGCCGUCGCCGUGUGUGCCUGCGGGUUUCGUUUGACAGCGGCGGUGUCGCCGUAGUGCGUGCGUGUGUUCGUUGCAUUCCAUUUUGUUUAUCCUAUUUUUUUUCCCCGUUAGAAGUUCUCUCUCGCUUUUCUUUCCGAACUUUUCUAUUGUGCGAAUUGGCAACUUCGCCGAAGAUGUCGACGAAAGUUCGCCGCUCGGAUAACGAACGCGGCACUUGGGUUUGAAAUGCCGUUGUCCGACGACGACCGAGUGUUGCGACGUCUACCUGUGGUGUAUCGCAGAGAUUGGAUUACGUGCCCCGUUCCUCGACGGACACGCAGCUGGGCGCGGUGGUGAGCUGCGGCUGCUGCUCGCUAAACACGUGCCCACCUGCCCGUGGAUGACUGCCCCAGCACGGCGCCCGCCUUCCUCGGUGGCUGGCGAAGGACAAUGUCCAGGAGGGCACUGGGCAGCUCCAGCGGCACCUACCACGUCCAAGCCUCCGAGUCAGCCCGCGACGCCAAGAACGUCAAGACCCUCCGCUGCAUCGUCUUCUUUCUGGACGACAGCCAGCACACCUUUGAUGUUGAAAAACGAUCCAAGGGCCAAGUUUUAUUUGACCUCGUCUUCCGGCACUCUGAGCUGGUGGAAAAGGAUUACUUUGGGCUGCAGUUUUCUGAAAAGGCAUCAGCCAUUGAUGGCAUGAGGUGGCUAGAUCCUGUAAAAAGCAUCAAAAAACAGAUGAAAGUUGGACCUCCGUACCUGCUUUACUUUCGCGUAAAGUUCUACGUUUCCGACCCGAGCAAACUACAGGAGGAGUGGACGAGGUACUACUUUUUUCUUCAACUCAAGAAGGACAUCCUAGAAGGGAGGUUGGUUAUUCCACCGGCCACGGCAGCUCUCCUCGCCAGCUACGCUGUUCAGUCUGAACUGGGAGACUACAAUCCUGAUGACCACAAGCAUGGCUAUCUGGCUGACAUGAGAUUAGUGCCUCAUCAAACAGAAGAGCUCGAGGAAAAGAUCGCUGAGCUCCACAAGCUGCACAAAGGCCAGAAUUCGGCAGAUGCGGAAUUCAACUUCCUAGAGCACGCUAAGAGGUUGGACAUGUACGGUGUGGAUUUGCACAAGGCAAGGGUAAGGGACUCUACACAAGCUGAGAUUCAGCUUGGCGUGACGUCCUAUGGUCUCGUAGUAUUUCAGAACAAUAUACGCAUCAACACCUUCUCCUGGGCAAAGAUAGUGAAGAUCUCAUUCAAGAGAAAGCAGUUCUUUAUUCAAUUGAGAAGAGAAGGGACUGAAAGCUACGACAAUCUCCUCGGGUUCAACAUGCUGAGCUACAGGUCAUGCAAGAACCUCUGGAAGUCAUGUGUGGAGCACCACACCUUCUUUCGCCUGAACCUGCCCCGUCCAACCACCAAGCGGUUUCUGUUCAGCCUCGGUUCCAAAUUCAGAUACAGUGGCCGAACAGAAUACCAGACACUUGAAGACAUGAAGAAGAGGGGCCUAGAUGACCGACCUUUUCUCAGGUCCCCGAGCAAGCGUUGCAUCCGACAGACAGUGCCGACGCCCACGGAUGCCCGCGACAAGCCGUCCAAGACCCUGGCCCGAAUGAACGGGACGUCCAGCGCACAUGUGCGCCCCUAUGACAGCUUCAGCCACAAAGUACAAAUCUCCGGGCCCGAGUACCUGCCGCGCAAGGCGUGGGUCGACGGUGCCCUGGAUGCCCAAGCAUUUACACCUGCCAUUCCUCCCAAGAUGAUCCGAUACGCCGAUGACGACUCCCUCCCUGAGCUGAUAAUGGCGAACGGCUCGGCUGGCGCAGACGACGUCGGACCGCCACCGGUGCGCGUGUGCAUGCGACCUGACGCCGAGGGCCGGUUCGGCUUCAACGUGAAAGGUGGUGCCGACCAGAACUUGCCCAUCCUGGUGUCCCGGGUGGUGCCGCACACGCCCGCCGACACGUGCACGCCGCGGCUGCGCGAGGGCGACCAGCUGCUACUCAUCAACGGCCGGGACGUGGCCGGACUGUCGCACGAUCAGGUGGUCAAGCUCAUCCGGGCGCCCAAGGACAAUGGAGAGCUCGUGCUCACCGUCAAGGCGCAAGUCCCCGCAGGCGAGCAGAUCGAGGAGCCCGACUUUCAGUACAUUCCGGACUCUGCAGUGGCUGGCCGGGGCAACCGUGCCGGCGGGGGUGCGCUGGCCGAGUCGAUGCUGCUCUUGGCCGAGGGUCUCGAGAGCGGCGCCACCAUCGCCCAAUUUGAGCAACUGUACCGCAAAAAGGCUGACUUUACGAUGAAAUGUGCCAGGCUGCCUGCCAACCUGUCCAAGAAUCGUUACAGAGAUAUCUCCCCAUAUGAUGCCACUCGAGUCAUCCUUCAGGAAGGCACGUCUGGGGACUAUAUAAAUGCUAGUUAUGUAAAUAUGAACAUCCCCACAUCGGGCAUUGUAAAUAGGUACAUAGCCACACAAGGUCCUUUGCCCAACACCACGAUAGACUUUUGGGAGAUGGUAUGGGAGCAGCAGUGCACUCUGGUGGUGAUGCUGACAACACUGGUGGAGCGGGGCCGCAUCAAAUGUCACAAGUACUGGCCAGACCUGUACGAAACAGACACCUAUGGACACCUGCAGGUGUCUUGUGUAAGGCAGAAAGAAACACCAUCCUUUGCUUUUCGUGAAUUCACCCUCAUAAACACACAGAACCGGGAGGAGCGGCACAUCACCCACAUGCAAUACUUAGCGUGGCCAGAUCACGGAGUGCCCGAAGAGGCCUCGGAGUUCCUGGGGUUCGUGCAACGUGUCCGGAGAAGCAGAGAUGGCAUGGUGGAGCCCACCGUGGUGCACUGCAGCGCGGGCAUCGGCCGCACGGGCGUCCUCAUCCUCAUGGAGACUGCCAUGUGCCUCAUCGAAGCCAAUGAGCCUGUCUACCCGCUGGACCUCACGCGUGACAUGCGGGAUCAGCGGGCUAUGCUCAUCCAGACCUCUAGUCAGUACAAGUUUGUUUGUGAGGCUAUCCUCAAGGUGUACAAUGAUGGUGUUGUCAAGCCUUUGCCUGAGUACCAGAGAUGCUUAACAACCACCGUCUGAUGAAAGGACAAACCAACGCAUCUUCUGUCGGCCUGUGCCAGAAUGCAAGGACUCGUUCAUCACUGGACACAAGUGCAGCGCUGGUCCUCGUUUUGCCACGUUCAUCCUCUUUUCGUGCUUUCGUUUCACAAGGCCCACCAUUUCUACCACACGGCAGCACCGCUACAAGUAUGAAGCUUGUGGACUGUGGAAUUUAGAGAACCCCUAAACUUGCACGAGGAAGCUUGGCAAGAACUGGCAACAACAACACGCUGUGUACGCGGCAGCUGUGCAUUGAGAGCAACGCGAAACGUCUCACUGCCGUCGCUGCCGCCACUUGCUGCAUCUAAGUGUGUGCGUACGCUGACGAAUGUCCCUCCUACAUCACGUGAACCAUUUUUACAUUACGUGUGACGGCGCGAGUGUCACCGCUUUUUCCCAGUGAAUCCUCGUCAUGUAUUCUGCACGCCAUCGCGAAGAGACUGUGCAAAUGUUGCUGUCUUGCUGCUGCUGCAGCUGCUGUAUUUUUAUAGUGCCCUUUCUAGGAUGUUUUUUUUUUUUUUUGUACAUAACGGUGUGAACUUUGUCAUUGUAGAUAAAUGUUUGGAAACCUUGUUACCGUCCCUUCAUUCCUUCUGGUUUCUCGGUAUCAGUGUCCACAUUGAUGUGAUAGAAGGAAAGCUAGACCCCCCACCCCCCUCCCACUCUUCGCCAUUUUUAUUUCAACAAAGAGACCACCAGUUUUUGUUUCGUCAUUUUCUUCCUUUUCUCAUCGAAGUGCCACACUGUUGGACUUCUUCCCGGUAUAAACAAGUGGUGUUGGUAGCUGAAAAUUGUAAUUUUUCGACAUACGUAAAGAGGGCAGCAAAAUAUACAGCAGUGUUCAGCGUAAACACUACGGUGGCGCAUGCAGCAUCAUGUGAACACAAGUGAGUCUAUUUACUUGUAUGCUGGUAGUGUGGCAGUGUCAUGUUAUGUCGGUCGAAGAAAACUGCAUGGAAGAGUCCUUGCUGUCAUAGCUGCUACAAAAUAACACCAGAGAUGCAGAACUGCUCAUACUAAGCAUGCAGCGUCCAGCUGCUCUGUGUGUCGGAACGUCUUUCACGAUCCGACACUCUCGUACGGGCUAGCAAUCUCCAUAAAUAUUUAAACUCUCCUUCUACACAUAUACUUAUUAGUGACAAAAAUUAAAACGGUUCAAAGCUAGCAGCCCUUGUGGUAGUACUUCUCUGCUCUGCCGUUGCUCUGAUGGAAUUAUUAGUGAAGAAAUCGUGUGAGUGACGAUGUGGGAAAUUAGAUUGUGAUGAGAACUCGUGAAUGUUGCAACAAGAAGUAUGGAUCGAGACUCCGUGCCAGCUUCAAAAAUCUGCUUCUGCGAGGACAACCCUCUUGCCACGUCAGCUCUUAUUGGUAGGCUGUGCUGGGGAGUAUCCUCAUCACUUUGUUUCCUCUGCCAAUCAGCGUGGUGCUUACAGAGCGCACACUUUCACUGAUGAUCCAAGGAUUAUCAAUGGAAAUGGCUUUAGAUCUCCUGCCCUACCAAAAGCAGGCUGGAUAUCACUGUAUCGUACCUGCAAUGUCUGCUCCUCUUAGUGCCAUAAAGGCUGUUCCAUUUCUCCGCUCCCCAUUUUCCUUCCCUGUAUUCUUCUUUGCCGAGCAGACCUUCUGCCGCAUUUCUCCACCAUCUCAGUGUUGACUGCAGUAGUCGUCCGUUGAAAAAAGGUCAGCUAUCAAACUUGUGAACUCACAGUGGUGGGAUCUGUUCAGCACCCAUUGGCUGUCGUAAUAAGUUCUCUGAUUGAAUUCACUAGUAUUUCACAUCCAGUGGCACAUUAGUAGCUGCUUCAGUGCAGCUAAUUAAUCCACUGCCAAGGGUUAGUGUAGUUACACGUUGCAUUCAGCGCUUAGCUGGCGCAGGACCAUCCGACACAACUGUAUUGGCAGAAUUGAAUUGAUGAAAACGUAAGCCUGUACUGCGUUACGUAGCUUAACAUGCGUACCCUGUGCGACAGAAAGAUGGUCUAAAUCAGCACAAACAAGUACAAAUAUGCGUUUUGUUAUGUUUGGCUGCAUUUCUGCUUACAGACGGCACAUUUCGUGGUGGGGAGGAAGUGCAACUACAUAAUUGACAAGCCCAAGAUGCGACGCUUAACCACUUCUGUCGAAGAGAUACGUCGCAUCACUCCUAGUCUUCAGGUUUGCUCUGUUGAUUAGCGCAGUAAGUGGGAAGAAAUAUUAACAGAAGAGUACGAUCGUUUUCCAAAUGCACAUGCACCUUUUUAGUUUUUUUGAGAACUUGAAUAUGUUUGACAUUUUGACCGCACAAAAAAGACGAGGACAGAGGGAGGUACGACGACACGGGCGGUAACAGUAAGCACCAACUAGGCCAAACGCAAGUUCUCCUAAUUGACUAUGUUUGUUUCCUUCAAAAAAGAAUGCUUUCUGGCCAAUGGUCUUCUACAGGCUACACCGGUAGCAGUACAGGCAGCUGGUGUUUCAUAAAUUGACGCCUGCCACUCGUAAGCGAGUGCUUGCACAUUGUGCAUAGCUGUUCUUGGCUUCUAAGAAGCUUGUGCUGUAGAAAGAUCAAUCUAUCCUUAAAUUUAGAGUCAGGCCCACAGGAGUUUUCGUGGUUGGUGAGCGAGGAACUGCAGCAUGUGUGAAGCCUGUGGCUGUGGGUGUGAUGCGGUUUCAAUCGCAUCGCAUGCUGAUGUGGGCCUGUCAAGGAAGCCACUGAAAUAUGAAUCACUGAAUAGUGAUUCAUAUUUGCUGCAUAGAAAGAUUACUAAAUUUUGUGAUUACACUCGGCUUGCAUUUUGUGGAGUUCCUAGAGAGCACAGAUUCUUGUUAAUAUUAACUGGAGUCUGUUGGGCCAUCAUAUAUACAUAGCUGUCAGUGCACAGAGUGGCAUAAAUCUAAAUGGUAGCCGUAUUUUCCCCAUCUGGUCUCAGUCAACUAAUCUCUACUAUAGGCCAACAUCUAAGUUUCUGUGAAUUGGCUGCAUUUUCAGUGCUCUGCAAUGUAUUGGUGCUUGUACCAUUGGCCAAAAAUGAAAAUGCGCUCAAUAGAGGCAGGCAAUUGUAUGUUUGUAUUGUCAGAUGAAAUUAGAUGUAGGAUGCCUUGGUUUGUGUGGCAUUGUACAAAUUACUGUGGCCCCAUGAGGCUCAACCACGCAUGUGCCGAUACCGGUAUGUGGGGAAGCACCUCACAUGUGAUAUGUCAAAGGGUUUGUUUUUUGUUUGUUUUUUUAAUAGUGCCUAUUGGCAUAAGGAGUUUUAUAUAUGAACUAAGGGUGGCUUUGCCCUUGGAACCAAGAGGUAGUCUGCUGGUGCGAUUGGAUGAAGGUAUACUGAUAAAUUGUACAUGUAUUGGCAGUUUCCACGGAACACCAAUAUUCCACACCUCUUAUGCGACGAUAUGGAUGUUAUUGGCACAAAGAAAUGUGAAUAUUAACACACAUCAAACUUUAAAACUUGUAAGUCCUGUUCAAGAUUUUUCUUGGGCUUCUUAUAUGAAAGAGCACCUGCGUUAGCUUCGUCAUUUGCUAUCGUAUAUUUUAGUGUGCAUGGCAUUUGCCAGUUUUCAUUAGUAUCAUUACACUACAGUACUGGAUUUAAGACAUAGAAGGUUCUUUAAUGCAUUAAGAAAUCUAGUGCUGUUGACACAAAGCCCGUCUGAUCCAGCCAGCCUCCCCCCCCCCCCCCCACGACACCCCUCUAUUUUUUUCGUGCACUUGCCGUCAAUGAAUUGAGACAAGAUGGAUUCAAUUUGCAUAUUUUUAUCAUUCCCGGUGAAAACUUGAGUUUUUAAUAUAAAUAAGUUAUUAUUAUGCUUCUCUGUGCUUGCGCAGUAAAGGCCACGAAUGUGCACUAUUCACUGUUUGGGUUAAUGCCACAUUUCGUCCUAUAUUUCCAAGUCCAUCCAUUUGUUUUUUCUCGCAUCACGUACACAUGGCUGUCCACACUCCUUUGCUUCUCUGUUGUCUGUAAAAUGUUGCAGGAAUGACAGUGUUGGAAGACCGACUUUGUAAUACUGUGUUCCACUAGGCAUACGGGGACAAGAAGUCUAGGCAGUCUAUUUUGGACCAGUGUUCUCAGUGUCGUCUCGAUGUGACUUUCCCUGAACGACCCCUGUCCUAGCUUUCAAUGUAGCAGACUGUAGCGUCGAAGUUCUCAAACAGGGCCGUUGGCUUGGCCAUGAAUUUUUACAAAAAGAAAAUAUAGUAGAUAGAGCAACCAGUGUAAUGAGCUGUGCUUUUAUGAAGCUAAUGUAGCAAGUACUACUGCCGGUUCUCAUUGACUGCAUCUAGCCAAAAGAAAGGAGAGUGCCCGCAUUGGAAAUUCAAAUAAGGAAACAUAAGACCUUUUAAUAAUGGUGCACUGGUUUCUGUAGCCACAUAUCUGUACCACUGCCAUCAACGUGUUUUGUACUUGGUGUAUGAGCAGCCACAGUCGGAGGCAAAGAAAAAAAAAAGCCCUUUUUUGGGGGAUGUUGAUACAGAGCCAACAAAACGUUUGCCAACUUGUCUACAAGGCGUGUGUGAACCAUUGUUGUUUAGUGUAUGUGUACAUUGCGUAUUUUCCUGUCCAAACUAGUGCAUCCUGUAUAUAUUUGCUUUGUAUGACUGUGUAUGUGUGUGCAUAUGACUACUUCUUACAGCAGAGCGUGAUGUACGACUUCAUCUUUGUGUCUUCUCUUUAGCGACCUAAAAGCCUGCUUUUAAAAUUGUGGCCAUCUUGAACAGACGUCCACUCCUCGAGGAUAUUAAAAUGCCACAGCGUUCUAAGUGAUGCAAAGAGGAGAAAGAAAUUAAAGACGUUACACAAAA
Molecule: messenger RNA, 8167 nt
Organism: Rhipicephalus sanguineus (brown dog tick)
Lineage: Eukaryota; Metazoa; Arthropoda; Arachnida; Ixodida; Ixodidae
Gene: Ptpmeg
Product: tyrosine-protein phosphatase non-receptor type 4
Exons: 27
Coding region: 727-3360 (877 amino acids)
Biological process (GO): protein dephosphorylation
Cellular component (GO): cytoskeleton
Molecular function (GO): protein tyrosine phosphatase activity; cytoskeletal protein binding
Source: RefSeq, a predicted model, not a curated record